This is a messenger RNA of Oncorhynchus gorbuscha (pink salmon), 2142 nucleotides long. RefSeq names its product zinc finger protein OZF-like. The record is from RefSeq and is a predicted model, not a curated record. The transcript has 2 exons. Gene Ontology annotation, molecular function: DNA-binding transcription factor activity; RNA polymerase II cis-regulatory region sequence-specific DNA binding. Bases 107 to 1474 code for a protein of 455 amino acids. Lineage: Eukaryota; Metazoa; Chordata; Actinopteri; Salmoniformes; Salmonidae. Gene Ontology annotation, biological process: regulation of transcription by RNA polymerase II.
AGGAACGCCCUCCUUUGUUAACCCCAUACAGUGUCUACGCUAUGUUGUUGUAAAUGUUCCUGUCAUUAUCCGUUAGCAAGCUAACACAACCUUUUUCCUAAAAAAAAUGUCUAAUAUACAGUUAUUGAGAGUGUUUCUCAGCCAGAGAUUGACAAUGGCAGCUGAGGAGAUAUUCGGCGUCAUUGAAGAAACGAUUGCAGAGUACCAGGAAGAGAACAGCCGUCUGCGUAGCAUGCUCGAUGUAGUUAUUAAACCAGAUAUACUAUUACACAGAAUAGACAUCCAACAGUCCACCCACCACCCUGUAUCUGAAAAUGAGGUUCUCCCUGAGCAGCAACACUGUGAGCAGGAGUGGAGCCCCAGGCUGGGGAAGGAAGACCCACAUUACAUACAGAUAAAAGAGGAACCGGAGGAACUAGAGUCAUCUUUGAAAAAUGACUCCAACCACCAGGACCUGACUCAGUCCUCACUUCUUUAUGAAACCCAAAGUGAAGACUAUGAAGCGACGUACUGUCUUCCCAGCACCUCAACUGCACAGAGGAACUACUCUCUACCCAGCACCUUAACUGAACAGAACAUGAUACAGAUCAAAUCAGAACUUGAUGCAGAAGACAAUGGAGUAUCAGAACCAUCCCGUGAGCCUCAGCCCCUAUUUGCAGAAAAUCUAGAGUCUUCUGCAGCUCAGAGUAAAAACAUGAAAUGUGUCAAAGGGGUAGAGAGUAGACCUCUGUCAGGUUCAAAGCCACUGAAAUCAAAGAGAUCACAGACAGUAAGAAAACAAAGUGCCUAUAUCCACUGUAAAUUUUGUGGAAUGUAUUUCUCCUACUUAGCUUCUUUAGUGAAUCAUGCAAGAAAGCAUGCACAGGACAAAGAAUGUCUAUGUGGUGUGUGUGGAAUACACUUAGAGUCCACAGAAAGCAUGUUAGAUCAUCUAGAAACCCACGUUGGAGCUAGAGUUUGUCAUGUUUGUGGUACAUUUUUCCCUGGGAGUGCUGAGCUGAAUGAUCAUAUGAAGGUUCACCCAGGGCAGAAAUUGUUUCGCUGUCCUGAUUGUGGCAAGUGUUUCAGAAAAAAUCCAGAUCUCACAGCGCACAAGAGGAUUCAUACAGGGGAGAGACCGUACCGCUGCCAGUUUUGUGGCAAAGGAUUCAGUCAGAGUGGAAACCUGGCUGUGCAUAUGAAGAGCCACUCUGGGGAGAAACCACAUUGCUGCCCUGUUUGUGGGAAAUGUUUCAGCAGUAAACCUUAUAUGAACACACACAUGAAGAUUCACACAGGGGAGAGGCCAUUUUGCUGUCGUUUAUGCGGAAAAUGUUUCAUAAGAAACCCUGAUCUGACAGUCCACAUGAGGACUCAUACAGGGGUGAAACCAUAUAAGUGCCAGUAUUGUGGCCAAGGAUUCAAGCAGAAUUAUCACCGGAAACUACACAUGAAGAUCCACAUGGGAAAACCCACAUCAUUGCCAUCUUUGUGACAUGUAUUUCAGCACUAGCACCCAGUCAACCUGGCAUGAGAUUUCACAUGGAAGAGAAGACUUCACUGCAGUGACUGGCAGAGGCUUUGCAUAGACUGGAAGGUUGGGAGGACAUAUCAUGACAAUGCACAGAAUACUUUAGUGUAGAAAAUACUGACUGUAGACCUUGUUUGUGAUACAUGUUUCACUCAGACGCUUUAUUGAGGAAAUAUUUUUAUUCCAGUGACUGUUAAUGUGGUUGUUUUACCUGUUUUGAAAUCACUGACUGUAAGUUUCUCUGGGUAAGACAGUGCAAUUAUGUUUCACUGUUAGUCUACACCUGUUGCUUACAAAGUGUGUCACAAAGAAAAUGUUUUGAUUUGAUUGCUGCUAAAUGCUUCAAAUGGAUGAAGGUCUGAGAACAUUCACAAGAGGGAUAAACCACAAUAACAACCUGAUGAAAAUCCUCCUGACCAGACGGCAGUAGUUUCCUGUGUAGGGAGAGUGUUUCAGACCGUACAAGAGGUGCAUUAAAACAUGUAGUUCUCUGAAUCGACUGGCUUUAUUUCUAUGAAAUACAGUGCCUUCAGAAAGUAUUCAUACCCCUUGACUUAUUCCACAUUUUGUUGUGUUACAGCCUGUAUUCAAAGUUGAUUCAUAUUUUUCCUCACCCAUCUACACACAAUACC